UCGUGCUGCUACGUUCUUGCAUGAUCUCUCUUUUUCAUCAGAAGACAAACAAUCGAGCAAGUGGCCACUGACCAAUAUCUUAUAGCUACCAACAUGAUGAAACAGUGGUAAUGUCUUUUAAGGGCACAGGUCAAGACUUUAAGCAGAAGACUCGGGACCCGAGAUCCAUGGGAAAGUCUGACAUAGAAAUUGCAGUGCUAAGGCAUAGAAGAGCCAGGGCCAUGGCUUUACGCAGAAGACAAGCUGCCAUUGUUGCUCUGCCCAAUGAUAACGUUCAUUCCAUGGACCCUAGAACAUAUAAGGCUAUAACAAAAGGUAACAUUGAAGAAUUUGAGACGAUACUGCAGGAUAUUGAAGUUCCUGUUCUUGGAAGAGUAACCCCUGAAGGAAAUUCGAUCCUGCACCUUGCUGCCAUCUAUGGUCAUACCAACCUUGUGGUGCACAUCAUAGUUUAUGAGCUAAGAAUUGUGAAUAACUGGGAACCGAUACCUCAGAGUUACCAAGGUCUUCUCGUAAGGCCAAACUUCAACGGGGACCUUCCUCUCCAUGUUGCAGCUGCUGCAGGCCAUGCAUCGGUCGUGGAUACUCUCAUUGAAUUCCUGACUAAGCUUCCAGUUGAAAUGAAGAUUGUACUGCGAGGACCAAGUAAGGUAGGAGUUAGAGAUUAUUCUAUAGUGCAGAACAAUACAGGAAACACUGCACUGCACCUAGCAAUGAAAGCCAAGCAUGAAGCUGUUGCUCGGAAUCUCGUUGCACAAGACCGGAGAACGCCCUUUAUUCUCAACAAUGAGGAAGUGUCGCCCUUGUUUAUGGCCGCUGAAGCUGGGAAUGUUUUACUUGUGACACGGAUGCUUCAAAGUCCAGUUCAUGUGUCGUUUGAAGGGAAAUCAGCCGUGCAUGCUGCGAUCAAAAGCAAGAAAAGAGAGAUAUUGGAUCUUCUGCUAGAUCCCUAUCCAGAACUCAUCACAUCACAAGACGAAGAACGGAGAAGUCCUCUCUCAUUUGCCGCUUUUACUGGAUAUGAGGAAGGAGCUUGCUGUCUGUUAGAGAAAUUUGGAACAUCUAAAGCAAUUGCAUAUGUAAGAGAUCCUGAUGGUUUCUUUCCCAUCCAUAAUGCAAGCAGGAAAGGACACGCAGGAACCCUAGAAGUGAUCCUGCAAUUCUUCCCAGACACGAUAGAGCUACUCACUGUAGAACAUCGAAACGUUCUUCACACUGCAGCUGAAAGUGGCCAGAAUGAAGUUGUCAAAUACAUUCUUGGAAACAGAAAAUAUGGAAAGCUUAUAAACCAAAAGGAUAAUGUAGGAAAUACUCCAUUGCACUUGGCCGCAAUGCACUCCUAUCCCAGGGUUGUGCAUACGCUUUCGAGGGAUAAAAGAGUUAACCUAGGAGAAAUCAAUAAUGAAGGCUUCACAGCUCUGGAUUUGGCUGAGGAAUAUAUGGACAGUAAUCCCACUUUCAGAGAGCGACUAACUUGGAUGGCUUUGGUAUGUGCUGAUACACCUAGAGCUUUAAAAUUGGCCCCACUUCUUCAUCAAUCUUCUGAUUCUGGAUCUCAAGAAGUAAAUGUUUCUCAAUCAGAGAUGGGAAUUCUUCAGCUCCAGGAAAAACCGACAGCCAAGAACUAUAAAGGCAGGGUCAACACUCUGCUGUUGUUGGCUAUACUCGUUGCCACAAUGGCGUUUUCUGCAGCUUUCAAGAUCCCGAGGGUACUUGAGGACAAUGAAAUGAACGUAGCGAAUCAUUUCAGACAAGUUGCACGGCAAGUGUUUGUUGUCUCGAAUACAACAGCAAUGUACAGCGCAGUUCUGACAACGGUUGCUCUCAUUUGGGCACAACUGGGUGAUCUCCAGCUUAUCCUCACUGUCUUCAAGUUCGUACUUCCGCUUCUCGGCUGUGCUUUUACGUCGAUGUCUCUGGCCUUUGUGGCUGGUUUGCUCGUAGUGGUGGGUGACCAGAAUUGGCUUUCGGUGUUUCUGAUAGCAUCGGGCAGCGUCUUCUUCCUCGUUCUUCUCCUUCUGAUAGUUCCUUUUAUCUGCCCCUACACGUCAAGCACGUUCGUUUUCAGAUAUGUUUUGAGGUACCCUUUUUGCCUUCUCUUGCUCACAGUUUGGAACGAUACCGAUGAUGACUUCGAGUGAAAGCUUUCUCCUUUUGGCGAGAUCAAAGCUUCUUAAUCAUCUGUUUCAAAGUUCCAGGACAUUAGCAAGGUCUCGUCUGUAUCUUGUUAUGCAUUUCCCUUGUAAC
Tarenaya hassleriana is the source of this 2247-nucleotide messenger RNA. RefSeq names its product protein ACCELERATED CELL DEATH 6-like. The record is from RefSeq and is a predicted model, not a curated record. The transcript is spliced from 4 exons. Bases 111 to 2141 code for a protein of 676 amino acids. NCBI's taxonomy places the organism in Eukaryota, Viridiplantae, Streptophyta, Magnoliopsida, Brassicales, Cleomaceae. Gene Ontology annotation, molecular function: protein phosphatase 1 binding; protein phosphatase regulator activity. Gene Ontology annotation, cellular component: plasma membrane.